Molecule: messenger RNA, 1917 nt
Organism: Selaginella moellendorffii
Lineage: Eukaryota; Viridiplantae; Streptophyta; Lycopodiopsida; Selaginellales; Selaginellaceae
Product: RING-H2 finger protein ATL16-like
Exons: 1
Coding region: 447-1592 (381 amino acids)
Source: RefSeq, a predicted model, not a curated record
UUUGAUUAGUUUUGAGGGAUAAUCUUGGAGAGUUAAAAUAGAAAGAGAGGAGCUCAAGGCUCAAAAGAGAGUCUUGAGGAGGGUUCUUGUUGUAAGAAACAAGAAGAGAGGAAGAAAGUGUGGGAAUCCAUGCACCAAUUUUCCAUUCUUUUCCAUGGCCACACUCACAUUGACUUGAUGCUCCAUUCAAUCCUCCACACUCCCAAUGAUGGAGUGAUUUCAUUCUAGGCCUCACUCCAAUCUCCUCAUGAUUUUGUGUAGCUCCAUAGGACCAGGAGAAAGAUCUUCAAGAACUUUGGUGGUAGACUCACUGGGUAGCUCCAUAGAAGCAGGAGACAGAUCUUCAAGAGCCUUGGUAGAUUCACUGGGGAGGAAGAAAGAGAGGAGAGCUCUGUGAGGAAGGAAGAACUCUUUGGAGCAAAGAAAAGGAGAGAAGAGAGGAAUCGAUGAGCACUUGGAUGGAUACACCCUCUACAUCCUCCCCGGAGAACUCUUCCCCUUCUUCUUCUUCUCCUUCUUCUUCCUCUCUCCGGGGAUGGGCAUCCAAUGCCACCGUCGCAGUGGCGAUGGCGAUGAACCACAGCAUCCCCGCGGGAUCGUCUGGCAGCCCUGCAGGAUCCAGCGUGGAGAUGAGCGCGCGCUUCAAUCCCUCCAUGGCGAUCAUCAUCGUGGUGCUGCUGGGCACAUUCUUCUUCAUGGGGAUCCUCUCCAUCUACGUGAAGAAAUGCGUCACCACCGAGGCCGACCUGGAGCGCCACCAGAUUCCAAUCGCGAGCUGGACGAUCGAUCACAACCCGCGCUGGGUAUCGCAGCGAUCGUCCUCGGCCGGCGGCCUCUCGUCGCUGCUCCAGAUCCAGCAGCAGCAGAUCCACAUCCAGAGCCAGCUGGGGCUGGACAAGGCGUCGAUUCAAGCGCUGCCCAUCGUCGUCGCCAAGCCCACCGCCAAGAACCCUAAUCACGAGUGCUGUGUGUGCUUGGGGGAAUUCCAGGAGCAAGAAUUCGUGCGCCUCCUCCCGGGAUGCGGCCAUUUCUUCCAUGUCGAGUGCAUCGAUCUAUGGCUGCUCGCGCACACCACUUGCCCUCUCUGCCGAUUCAAGCUCACCCCGGACAACGUCCACGCCGCCGGCGCCGUGGUCCUCGAUGUCCCGCAGGAAUCGCUGGAAAAUCUGCCGCAGCAGCGGCAUCGAGCGCCGGAAUCCAGCCGCAUUCGCUCGAUCAUCGCUAGGGUUUGGGGUUUCCAGGGGGAGCGCGCGCGCCGGGGGCAAGAAUCCGCGAAUUCGGCGCAAGACGAUCACCAAAAUCCACGCCAGGACGAUCAUCAUCAUCAUCAGCAGCAGCAGCAGCAGCAAGAUCACGAGCAGCAGCCGCAAGCCCACCAGGAAAUCUCCGUUUCUCCCAGCGAUGCAUUGGAGCAGGGGAGCGUGGUGGAUCAAGCACAGCUCCAAGAAUGUGGGGACCAAGAACAGCAAGAACACCACCACAGCUUGGCACCCCUUUUGCUACUCAAGAAGGUAUGGAAUGUUUUUCGGUGCUGGAAAAUGGGGAGAUUGGUUGCAAGUGGGGGAAUCUUUGGCAGCAGCAGCGGCAGCUAGAGAGGGAUCCAAUGCGAUCCUCGCAAGAUUCCUCGCAAGAGCAAGAACUAUACAUACUCCAAGAACAAAACCAAAAAAAAGAAGAAAAAUUCGAUCUUCGCCUUUCUUGGGCUCUUUGGCACAAAGGAAAGGAAGUACUCUCUCUCCUCUAGACAUCCUUCCUGUGUAUACGAGACGACUGUGAUGAAUUGGGCCGUAUAGCAAGGGGGGGAGGAAUUCGAUCGAUUGAUCGUAGCUGGCCGUCUUUGCUUGUAUAAAAGCCGACCAUUUCUAUCGUCCUGGCUUUGGUGCUUCUUUGAAUUCGCCUGUGCCUUCUCUUUACUUC